Molecule: messenger RNA, 1716 nt
Organism: Cryptomeria japonica (Japanese cedar)
Lineage: Eukaryota; Viridiplantae; Streptophyta; Pinopsida; Cupressales; Cupressaceae
Product: AP2/ERF and B3 domain-containing transcription factor RAV1
Exons: 1
Coding region: 227-1600 (457 amino acids)
Biological process (GO): regulation of DNA-templated transcription
Molecular function (GO): DNA binding; DNA-binding transcription factor activity
Source: RefSeq, a predicted model, not a curated record
UAUUCUUUUUCAAUAGCAAAAAAUUCAGACAUCUCAAUAAUUGUCCUGUAUAAUUGAGGCAUCGGAUCAAGAUGAUGGCCUUCACGGCCCAUGAUUGCAGCAGCAAAGGUUUGUGGAUACAGUAGCCGCUUUCACUACCCAAUUGCUUUAUAUACCCUCCAAGAUCACAAUUUUACAAAACCCAUAUCCAAAUCCAGCUUACAUAAUACCACAAGUUCAAGUUCAGAUGAAGAGUAAGAGCAAUAUAAAGAGCAAGAGCAAUCUUCUGUGGAUGGAAUCCCUGAGCUUGGCCUGCUGUCCCGAAACGAGCUCACCGUCAAGCAGCGGGAAAGUAGUCGACGAUGAAGUGGGGAGCGCCAUGACGGAAGAACUGACGUCUUCUAACGGGGAAGCGGCGGUGGCGGCGGUGGCGGUGGAGGAGAGGAGGAAAAGUGGUGGUGGAGGUGGACUGGAGCGAAUGGGAAGUGGAAUGAGCGUUGUGUCGGCGGCGGGCGGCGGCGAAUCCGACGGUGGAGAUGAGCUGAGAAGAUACUCAACGUUAGAUCAGGGAAAACUCCCGUCGUCGCAGUAUAAAGGCGUUGUUCCACAGCCAAAUGGGCGGUGGGGAGCUCAGAUUUACGAGAAACACCAGCGGGUUUGGCUGGGGACAUUCAAUCGGGAAGAAGACGCUGCUCGCGCAUAUGACCGUGCGGCUCUGAAAUUCCGCGGCCGCGACGCCAUCACCAAUUUCCGCCCCGCCGCCGACUCCGAUCCAGAGGCGCGUUUCAUGAGCCGCCAUUCCAAAGAACAAGUCGUCGACAUGCUACGAAAGCAUACGUACGACGAAGAGCUUAGCCACCACACCAGCGCCGCUAUAAGCGGCGGCGCCGCCAUCGAAGCGACGGCGGACGGGGCUUCGAAUUCGGGCCACGAAGGCAAUUCGACCGCCGCCGCCGCCGACUUUUCGUCCCGUGAGCACCUCUUCGACAAGGCCGUCACGCCCAGCGACGUCGGGAAGCUGAACCGGCUGGUGAUUCCGAAGCAGCACGCCGAGAAAUAUUUUCCGUUGGACGUGAGUUCGAAUGACAAGGGUUUGCUCUUGAAUUUCGAGGAUAAUACGGGAAAGGCCUGGAGAUUCCGGUACUCUUACUGGAACAGCAGCCAGAGUUAUGUGUUGACGAAGGGCUGGAGCCGGUUUGUGAAGGAUAAGAAACUGGAAGCCGGUGACAUUGUUUCAUUUCACAGAGGGACGGCGGACGCCCGCCAGCUUUUCAUCACUUGGCGGCGCCGCCCUUCCGGGCAUGGGCAGGGGCAGCACCAUGGGAAAGGAGCUACAAGUAUAGCUUACGGUUCUGUGAGCUCUUAUAAUCCGCAGUGGAUGCACAUUUACUGGCCUAAUUCUGGAUCACCCCACGGUCACAUGGAGUCCGCCGUCUGGCCGCCGCCUGCUAUCCCGCUGUAUUUCUCAGCCGCCGCCGCCGGGAAACAUUUCGACGGCGGCUUUGUUGCGCCUCAGCCGGAGAAAAAAGCCCAGAGGAAAGAGGAGAAGAAGGAAGUCAGAUUGUUCGGGGUGAAUUUGGCGGAGUCUCAGAGAUGUGGGGAGUUAAUUCUGUUCCCUUAAUGUAUUAAUUACUUUUUAACUCUGCUCGAUUGUAGCAAUACGUGUAAUCUGUAACAUGUAAAUUUCAAGCACGGUUCAAAGAGCUUUUAAUUUCGAUUGCCUGGUUUUUUGGUUCA